This is a messenger RNA of Populus euphratica (Euphrates poplar), 1265 nucleotides long. Its product is annotated as probable S-adenosylmethionine-dependent methyltransferase At5g37970. The transcript is spliced from 3 exons. NCBI's taxonomy places the organism in Eukaryota, Viridiplantae, Streptophyta, Magnoliopsida, Malpighiales, Salicaceae. The record is from RefSeq and is a predicted model, not a curated record. The coding region runs from base 109 to 1203 and encodes 364 amino acids. Gene Ontology annotation, molecular function: methyltransferase activity.
AAUUUUCUGAUCGAGCCAUGGUUACCAAUGGUGUAUAUAAUGGACCGUAUUGUGCACGGAUGUUAGAGUAAGAUAAACCUUUGCACAGAGACAGAGAGAUCUUGGGAGAUGGCAGGAGCUGUGCAGAGUGUCAAUUUUUCCAAGGCACUUCCAAUGAAUGGUGGGCAUGGCCUGUACAGCUAUAGCAAGAACUCCACCUACCAGAAAAAAGUUAUAGUUGCAGUCAAGGAACUUAUCACUGAGGCAAUUGCUGAGAAGCUCGACAUCUGUGUCCUAUCUUCAUCGAACACCAUUUGUGUCUCAGACAUGGGAUGUUCUGUUGGACCAAACACUUUUGUUGCAGUUCAAAACAUAGUUGAAGCCGUGCUAAACAAGUAUCAAAGCCAAGGACAUGAUCAUUCUAGACUGCCGGAGUUCCAAGUUUUCCUCAACGAUCACGCUUUGAAUGAUUUUAACACGCUCUUCAAGUCCCUUCCUCCCAACAGGAACUACUACGUUGCCGGCAUGCCGGGUUCCUUCCAUGGUCGUUUAUUCCCGAAUGACUUUCUUCACAUUGUACACACUUCCUAUGCUCUCCAAUGGCUUUCUCAGGUGCCUAAGGAGGUCGAGAACGUAAGCUCUCCUGCUUGGAAUAAGGGAAGGAUAUAUUAUUCCAGUGCUGGAGAUCAAACUGUCAAGGCUUACGCGGAUCAAUUCGCCGAGGACUUGGAUUGCUUCUUGCAUGCCAGGGCACAAGAGGUUGUCUGUGGAGGGUUGAUUAUACUCAUGGUCCCAGGCCGCACGGAUACAAGCCCUCAUACUCGAGUGUUUUCCAACAUUUCAUAUGACAUAUUGGGAUCUUGCCUUAUGGACAUGGCUAAGAUGGGAAUCAUAAGCGAAGAGAAGGUGGACUCCUUCAACAUACCUAUAUAUUUCUCCUCUCCUCAAGAACUAGAGGCGACUGUAGAACGAAAUGGUUAUUUUAACCUAGAAAGACUUGAGUGCCUCCCCCUAGAAAAGAGUCAAGACACUAUUCCACAGAAAGCAAGAGCCGUAUCAUAUCACAUCAGAGCUGGUUUGGAGUUCCUUUUGAAGGAGCACUUUGGACAUGAGAUCCUGGAUGAGCUUUUUGACUCGUUCAAUGAAAAGCUCGAAAAAUCUGAAGUCUUUCAGCUGGGGCUAACAUAUAGUUUGCUUGCAUUACUUAAACGCAAGGAAACAUGAUUGGCGUUGGAAGAUAAACUUGUAUUUUAAUAAUGGUUAAUGAAGACUUUUAAUUAAGUUCA